This is a messenger RNA of Argentina anserina (silverweed cinquefoil), 5032 nucleotides long. Its product is annotated as BTB/POZ domain-containing protein At5g47800. The record is from RefSeq and is a predicted model, not a curated record. The transcript has 6 exons. Bases 2933 to 4813 code for a protein of 626 amino acids. NCBI's taxonomy places the organism in Eukaryota, Viridiplantae, Streptophyta, Magnoliopsida, Rosales, Rosaceae.
AUCUUUCUAUUCUGGAUAUCAAAUAUUCACUAAUAACUUGUAGACACUGGAAGGGUCGAAGGGACUGGAGUAGAUUGCUUAACCUAUAACUGGCUACUUUUUUAAAGGGAAUGGUCCUACCUGAUGAGCAAGAAGCACUAGCAUUGGUCUUAUUUUCGCGGCCACUUACCACUUGCAUAUGCCUUUUGUUUUUGUUUUCAUUUUGUUAAACUCAAUUUCCGAUUGAGCUCAAGCAGUGCAGGUAAACAGGAACUGCGUCUCAAAAUUACUUAUGAUACCCUUCGUUCCUACCAGAAGAGCCAGACUGCUGCUCGAUGAUGUUCGUUUAUAACCUAGCAACCUUGUUUUUCAUUCCAUUCAUCUACUCAUGCAGACAUGAUAUAUUAAUCAUUUUUGCUUUUCAUGCAUUACCAUGUUGACUAAUCCCAACCACCCCCACACACACUCUCUCUUUCUCCUUUCUCUUUGUAGCCUGCUAGCUAGCUAGCUCAGUAUCUCCCUCCCCACAACAUCAAUCAAGCUAAAUCGAUCAUUUAGUUUCUUUGGUCAGUAGUACUUCUAUCUCUCACUCAUGUGAUGCUUGCUAGCUCUUGAUCUAUUUCAUUCUAGCCAACACAUACGUACUCGCUUAUAAUUAUUAACUCCAUCAUCAGCUCGAUCUCUCUGUCUCCCUCUUACCCGCUAUCAUUCCAUCUCGAUUGAUCUGCCUUAAUUUCCUCCGAGUAUUAUAUAUAUGCAUGCAUAUCUGCGUUUCUGCAUGCUCAUUAUUUGGAACCAAUAAGCCCUGGCCUCCAGCUGACGAAGUAGCUAUAUAUCUCCUGCUUGCUGGCCGUCAUGCCCUCAUCAGUUACCAACGAUCACCCGAGUAAUCAACUAUUAAGUGAUUCCACUCUGGCAUCUGCACUUGCUUGCUGCAAUUAUAUAUCUUGAUCGAUCAGUGACUCAUCACUUGGACUCUUGUAGUUUAGCUUCGUAGUUGCUUUGACGUUGAUCCCCUGCAAAAUGCUGCUGCUGCUGCUGGCUUGGAAUUCAAUUACUUCAUUCCUUUAUUGUCGGUACGUUCUUUCAUCAGGCUUAAUUUAUCAUUCGAUCUGAUGCAGUCCUGGAAUAGCCGGACUGCUGUUAACUAGAAUUCUAUUUCCAUAAUACGCAAGAGAGAGAUUGACGUGGUAAUAUAUGAAAUUCAUCGAAACAUUCUGCAUAACUCGCUUUUGUUGCUUAUAUGUUGUAAUUGGUAAGAAUAACCAGAACAAAAUGCUAAAUUUAUUCGGAAACUCGAUCACAGUUGCUUGGCUAGCUUUUCAGGCUGUAAUACGGAUGAAAUUUAGAAAGAAAGAUUCUGCACUUACUUUGGUAGCCAGCUAGAUGUUAAAUAUGUAAUGUCUAAAAUAUACUGUGAACCAGACAUGCUUUUUCUUACAUGUACAUAUAAAUCCAGUAAAUCAGCCAAAAAGUGGAAGAAAGAAAAUUCGAAGAGAUCAUAUGGACAAAUAGAAAUGAACAAAACCUUCUGUAGGUUAUGCAGGGGUCAAAAGAGAAGGCUGCAUGAAAUAGCUAAAGAGAGAGCUAGCGAGCAUUUGGUGAUCAAUUGGCGUCCACUUAAUUAAUUAUCUCCCCAAAUACUUCAAUGAUAUAUAUGCAUUUAUAUAGGCCGCACUUGUACUCAUACAUGGCCAUAUCAUAUAGAAUUAAUGUUCGAUCGUGUGUAUUACUUAAAUCAUGAUGAGCAAGGCUGACCUAAUUCACUUUAAUAUGGCUACUUUUUUUCUUUCAAAUAUGAUGCGGGAUCUAGCUAUACCUUUAAGAAAAGUGUGUUGCAAGGCUUCUGCUGCCUACAUAAGAGUUGAUAAUAUACUAUGCAAUGCAUGGGUGCUGUGUUUCUUUAUCACCUGUUAUCUGGGAAAGCACAGACCACAGUGGCCUCAGCUCAGGUCUUCUGCCAAUCAGUGCUGACAAGUUAUAUAUGGUUAAAUGGCUUCUGGCAGCUGAUACGAUGAUCAUGAUCGAUAUCAUCAUAUCCUCAAUUCAAGCUAAUACUUCCCUUCACACUUUCCUUUCUUGUUCUAUGCUAUGUGUCAUAAGUGGAUUAUUUAUAGGUAAGGCCAUGAUUCCCAUAAAUAUUUAGUAAACUUGAUGAGUGCUAGCUAUGUUUUAAGGUGGUCUGUAGAAUGAGUGCAUGACUCAAUCACCUGGAAAUGGAUCAUCUGCUGUAAUUAAGAUAUUCAUCGAUCUAAUAUGUUGGUUUUAAAUUAUGUUUAUUUAAUAAUUAAUAUCAGUCAUUUAGUCCAACUACUAGUACUGGUAUUCUGAUAGUGAACUCAUGAAGUAUGUCAUGAUCAGGUCAUCAUGUUAUAAUCCAAUAAUCAAUAAGGUUGGCAAGUCAAUAAUGCUUGGUUCUUGACUAGUAACGUACGUUAUAGGAGGGGAUGUCAGUCUCUCAGGGGCUUGAGUUUGAGUCAUUGGCAGGAUCGGCCCUGGGAAUAAAUGAGAUUCAACAACCUUACAGUAACGUCCAAAUAUGAUUUAAUUAGCUAGACGCACUUGUAUAUUCUACAUUUCUCCCAGUAACUCUCUUCUUUGGUUGUUUCAUCUCGCAAAUAUCGAAAUUCCCUAACCACAAGUGCAGUACAAACUUGCACACUUGAUCUCUUUAAUUUCCUCAAUAAUAAUUGUUAUUUAGGAGAAACUCCAUCUCCUCCUAUCUUGCUGUAUGAAAUAAACGGCUGGCUUUCCCUGCAGGAACAAGAUGGAUGGUGGUCCUCAAGUCUGCCCUGAACCUUAGUCAUUCGAUUUCAGGUUUUAUGGUGAUCGAUUAGGGUGUCUCAAUCUCUUUCUAAAUUUAUAAAUCAACCAAACAGCUCAUAUGCUGCACCCGGUACUGCUUUGAUCAUUGGUUAAGAGAAUAUAUACACACAUACCAAUACAGUCGAAGAUGAAGUUUAUGAAAAUUGGGACUAAGCCGGACACCUUCUACACUGAACGAGCUACCAGGUCAGUAGUUUCAGAUGUACCCAGCGACCUUCUCAUACAAAUAAACAACGUCAGUUAUCUUCUCCAUAAGCUGCAGUUUCCAUUGCUUCCAAAAUGUGGGCUGUUACAGCGGCUUUGCUGUGAUUCUGGUGAUCCGGAAAAAGUAAACAUAGAGCUUCACGACAUUCCUGGAGGCGAAGAAGCUUUUGAACUAUGUGCUAAGUUCUGUUAUGGAAUUAAAAUAAAUCUCAGUGCCUAUAACUUUGUACCUGCAUAUAGUGCUGCUAAAUUCCUUGGAAUGACUGAAUCUGUAGACAAGGGAAAUUUUGUCCUAAAACUUGAGGCGUUCCUCAACUCAUGCAUUCUCGAAGGGUGGAAAGACUCCAUUGUCACACUAAAAACUACAACUAAGUUGCCUGACUGGUCUGAGAAUCUUGGAAUCGUCAGAAAGUGCAUUGAUUCAAUUGUUGAGAAAAUCUUAACACCUCCACCAAAGGUGACAUGGUCAUACACGUAUACCAGACCUGGUUACAAUAAAAAGCAUCAUCAGUCUGUCCCCAAGGAUUGGUGGACAGAGGAUAUAUCAGAUCUUGAUAUAGAUCUGUUUCGAUGCAUAGUUACUGCUGUUGGAUCAACCUAUAUGCUGCCACCACAGCUCAUUGGUGAGGCUUUGCACGUCUAUGCUUGUCGUUGGCUGCCAGACACUACGAACAUUACACUUCCCCUGGAUCAAAGUAGUAAUUCUAAUCAAGACGAGACAUUAAUGGAAAAGAAUCGACGGAUUGUUGAUAACAUUGCUAGUAUGAUUCCGGGAGAUAAAGGAUCGGUUUCAGUUGGUUUCUUGCUGAGGCUACUUACUAUUGCAAACUAUUUAGGAGGAGUGUCUCCAGUGACAAAGACAGAACUCUUGAGAAGAUCCAGUCUACAACUUGACGAGGCAACCGUGAAUGACCUGCUUUUUCCUUCAAACUCACCUGAAUAUUAUGACAUUGACUUGGUAUUGGCACUCUUACAAAGUUUCUUGAUGAUAUGGAGAAGACAAUCCCCUUCAGCAGCUGCAGAAAACAGCCACCACUUUUUCAGGACAAUGAGAAAGGUCGGGAAGAUCAUUGAUUCUUACCUUCAAGUCGUUGCAAGGGACGCCAACAUGCCAGUAUCAAAAAUGGUAACUCUUGCUGAAGCUUUGCCAGAUAUUGCUAGGGAAGACCAUGAUGACAUCUACAAGGCUAUUAACAUUUAUCUGAAGGAGCAUUCUGAUCUGAGCAAGGCAGACAAGAAGCGCCUGUGCCGCAUCUUAGAUUGCCAAAAGUUGUCACCCGAGGUACGUGCUCAUGCUGUCAAAAAUGAGAGGCUGCCAUUGAGGAUUGUUGUGCAACUCCUCUUCUUUGAGCAAGAGAGAAGUUCCAACUCCAAGGCAUUAGCGACACCUCAUAGACUACCGGACCAGCUAGAGCAACUUUCCAGCUCAGGAAAACAAACAUCAAGUACCAGCAGAUCUGAUGAUCAUGCAGUUAAGCUAAGAUUGGGUGGAGAUGAUGAAAAACUCAGUAGGGGGGAGGGCAUGAGAAGAACCAAUAAUGCCGUUUCUGAAACCACUAAUGCUACCGGAAAGAGAGAUACUUAUGAACAAAGCAAGAGAUCAGUAGCAAAGUCUGGAGUGGAAUUGACGGAAAGAAGGGGUGUGUAUAGGGGUGAAAUACAAGAAGUGGAAGCAGUAGAUAUGGGAAGAAAAAUCAGGGAGCUGGGAAUAAUAUCAGCUGGGAGCAAGUUGGACGCUCACAAGAUGAUAAACAAGGGAAGCAGAUCAUCGGACCAUGGCCCUGACAAAGCCAAAGACAGAUAACAAACUGUACAUGCAUCCACAUUGAUUCUUCUUCCUUUUCUUAAUUUGCACAUGCACAUGAAUUUAUGUUUUAUUGUUGUGGAAAAUGCUCCAGGUCUGAACAAUGUUUUCUGAUACACUAGUCUCAGUGAUGCUGUGAUAAUACAAUGUUGUAACUCACCCCUCCCGCAUAAAAUCUCUGUCCUUUUAUUUCGAGAUCCAAAGAAUCACCACAGAUCU